UACAAAAGGAAAAAGGCGUCCCACACGGCAAAGGCAAAACCUCAACCCAGUUACUGCGAACGUUUUUUGUAUUUUCAAAUAUUUUUGGUAUACAUUCCAAGGGUCGGGUCUCCAAUUACAGCGGGCUUCACGAUCACUCAAGUUAAGUUAGCUCCUGCAUGACUGAGUGCACUCUAACUGUUUGGCUUUUUGCUUCUGUGAGCAUCAACUUGUUUUCCUGCUUCUGAUCAUGGUGUCCGUGCUCGCUAGGAAGGGUGCAUCCUUAUACAAAAGAAACUUUCUCUCCAGGACAUUCAAUCUCUGCUUCAAGUCCCUCACCACCAUUCCCAACAAAGAUGUUGAGGCUGCAGCGAGUUUACCUUCUGAAUACUCUACCAGCCCCCAUCUUUCCCCAUUUUUCUCCGACUUCAACCACCCCUCGACUGGUUUUGAUAUCGAGCUUGUGGAUCAUGAUGCUUGGGCGGUCUCAUCUGGGGUUGCACAAGCCUGGCGAGAACCAGCAUCAAGAGCUACUACUUCUUUUGGCCCGCAAGUGACUGGUGAGGCCCUUGAUGACCAUGUUGAGGGUGAGCUUGAUUUUGAGGACAUAGAUAAUAUGAGAGUUCGUGGCAAUCUAUUCUACAAGCUUGAGCGCAGUUCCAAGGAGUUUGAAGAGUAUAAUUUAGAUUUUCACAGGAAGAAAUCUUCUAAGAGAAAAGAGGAGGUAAACAAAGCUAAAACAACUCCAAAUGUGGUUUCCAAAGAUCACAAGCUUCCCAAAGUUGAUGAAUUGACAAGAAGUAAAAGUGUUGUGCCCCGGGUGGAUGACAUCAAUGAUGGGUCUACUGUGAACAAGAGGCAGAGGACUCCCACGUUUAACCAGCUUACAGGUCCUUAUCACGAACCGUUCUGCUUGGACAUUUUCAUAUCAAAAGCCUCUGUCCGUGCCUGCGUUGUUCAUAGGGUAACUAGCAAGGUUGUUGCUGUGGCACAUUCUAUUUCCAAGGACUUCAAGUUUGACCUGGCUUCUACCAAGAACAAAACCACUUGUGCUGCUGUGGGAGCAAUUCUUGCUCAGAGAGCAUUGGCUGAUGAUAUUCAUGACAUUGUUUACACUCCAAGGAAAGGAGAAAGGGUGGAGGGGAAGCUUCAGAUUGUUCUUCAGUCUAUCAUUGAUAAUGGCAUCAACGUAAAGGUAAAGAUUAAGCAGAGGCCCAAGAAGUCAUUCAACCGCAUUUGACCUGAGGUGUGCUCAUUCAGUUGCCAUUCCAUGGUUACAUAUAUGAGAUCCAUAUAAGCUUACAUUUUACAAAAAUGGAAGGGGAAUUCAGUUGCCGUCACAGUGACUAAACCUUGACGUUGCAGCUGGAAUCGUGGUCAUGCACCGUUUUUUAAAAAAACCUUGGUAAGGCUAGCCUAGGUAGGAUUUGAAUCAUUUGGAAACUGCGAAAUUCUACUUCCAUUUUGGAUUGCACACUUGUAAUAUGUGAAUAAAGUUUAGAAUUUUUAAAUAAAA
Messenger RNA from Glycine soja, 1495 nucleotides. RefSeq lists its product as uncharacterized. Gene Ontology annotation, cellular component: ribosome. The transcript has a single exon. Bases 230 to 1219 code for a protein of 329 amino acids. NCBI's taxonomy places the organism in Eukaryota, Viridiplantae, Streptophyta, Magnoliopsida, Fabales, Fabaceae. Gene Ontology annotation, molecular function: 5S rRNA binding; structural constituent of ribosome. Gene Ontology annotation, biological process: translation. The record is from RefSeq and is a predicted model, not a curated record.